AUUGUGAAAUCGCCCAACCGAUCGAUCAUGAGCAUCACCGCGGAAUUGAGCAAGAUUGCAAAGAUCCAAGACCAGAAGGAAAAGCUAACGGCCUACAAGGAGUUGGUCGACGCCACGUUCCAGGAUUUCACGUCGUUGAAGGCCACCUUUGACCAUUCGUUGGACGAAAGCGUGCAGCUGGCCGUGUCCCGCGGCCUCUUGACGCACUUUGCGUCGUCCGUGUUGGUCCGAAUCGAUCCGGACGUGCAUGCAUGGAAGAAAGACUUGUUGGCGUACUGCUUGAAUAAGAUCAAGCCCCGCAUCUUGUCGUUUGAGGAAGCCGACAUCGUGUUGCGCGAGGUCUUAUGCGACCUGCUCAUGGACGAAGAGGAUUACAUCGAGGCCGCCAAGACACUCGCCGCUAUCAACCUUGAAAGCUCCGCGCGCCAAUACACGGACGAGGAAAAAGCGGAAAAGUACGUGAAGAUCGCCGAGCUGUACCUCCAAGAAGACGAGACUGUGGACGCCGAGAACUUCAUCAACCGCGCAUCCCGAGUGAUCCACGCCGUCGGGCAGUCCAAUUGGCCGCUCAAGUUGCGCUACCAAGUGUCAUAUGCGCGCAUUCUGGACGCCAAGCGCAAGUUCCUCGACGCGGCAUUGCGUUACUACGAGUUUUCGCAGUCGAAACCCGAUGAAGUGGACCCAGACGACUUGCUGCAACUGCUCAGCAAAGCCGUGACGUGUGCGAUUUUGGCGGCGGCGGGGCCCCAGCGCUCGCGGUUGUUGGCCACGCUGUACAAGGACGAGCGCGUGAAAGCCAGCGAACACGCGGCCAUUCUCGAGAAAAUGUACAUGGAGCAGCUGCUUCGCCGCGGCGAUAUUGCCGCGUUCGACCAGAGUCUGCUGCCGCAUCAAAAGGCUCAGCUCGCGAACGGGUUCACGGUGCUGGAGCAGGCGUUCUUAGAGCACAACAUGCUCGCUGUGUCCAAGAUUUACACGUCGAUGCGGUUUCAGGAGCUUGGAACGCUGCUGGGCGUGGACGCCACGCGAGCUGAAAAGGUGGCGGCACUUAUGAUUGGCGAAGAGCGGAUGAACGGGUCCAUCGAUCAACUGCACGGCAUUUUGGAGUUUCAAUCCAAUGUCGAUGCGUUGCACGGGUGGGACGACCGCAUCCAAACGAUUUGCUUGAACGUGAACGCGUGCGCCGAGAACAUUCAGGCGACGUACCCGCAGUUGUUGGCCUAAGCCAAUUCCGCCAUAGCUUUUGCGCCUAAGACUAACCAUGAUAUGGUGCCAUUUUUGUAUCAAA
Messenger RNA from Aphanomyces astaci, 1288 nucleotides. RefSeq lists its product as hypothetical. The record is from RefSeq and is a predicted model, not a curated record. Gene Ontology annotation, cellular component: COP9 signalosome; cytosol. NCBI's taxonomy places the organism in Eukaryota, Oomycota, Saprolegniomycetes, Saprolegniales, Verrucalvaceae. The transcript is spliced from 9 exons. Bases 28 to 1224 code for a protein of 398 amino acids.